Molecule: messenger RNA, 2962 nt
Organism: Malurus melanocephalus (red-backed fairy wren)
Lineage: Eukaryota; Metazoa; Chordata; Aves; Passeriformes; Maluridae
Gene: RAD21
Product: RAD21 cohesin complex component
Exons: 14
Coding region: 238-2133 (631 amino acids)
Biological process (GO): replication-born double-strand break repair via sister chromatid exchange; mitotic sister chromatid cohesion; synaptonemal complex assembly
Cellular component (GO): cohesin complex; synaptonemal complex
Molecular function (GO): protein binding; chromatin binding
Source: RefSeq, a predicted model, not a curated record
ACGGCGCGUUCGCGCGCAGGAAGGGCCGCAGCCGCCAUCUUGUUUGCUUGGGCGAGCGGCUCGGCUCCGUUCGGCUCUGCUCGGCUCGGCCCGCCUUGACUUCGGCUCAGCUUCGGUUCGGUCCGGCGCCGCUCGGCUUGGUUCGGGCWCGGCCCGGCCCGGCUCGGCUCGGCAGGAGCAGCGAGCGGUCCCCGGGCCCGGAGCAGGGUUUGCACUUUGUUUUAGACAUCUGGGACCAUGUUCUAUGCCCACUUUGUCCUGAGCAAGCGUGGGCCGCUGGCCAAAAUCUGGCUGGCGGCCCACUGGGAUAAGAAGCUGACCAAAGCCCAUGUUUUUGAAUGUAAUCUGGAGAGCAGCGUGGAGAGUAUCAUUUCCCCAAAGGUGAAGAUGGCACUUCGAACCUCAGGACAUCUCUUACUAGGCGUUGUUAGAAUCUACCACAGGAAAGCAAAAUAUCUUCUUGCAGACUGUAAUGAGGCAUUCAUUAAGAUUAAGAUGGCUUUYCGUCCAGGAGUUGUUGAUUUGCCUGAGGAAAACAGAGAGGCUGCUUACAAUGCUAUUACCUUGCCCGAGGAGUUUCAUGAUUUUGACCAACCACUUCCUGAUCUAGAUGAUAUUGAUGUGGCUCAGCAGUUCAGUUUGAACCAGAGUAGAGUGGAAGAAAUUACAAUGAGAGAAGAAGUAGGCAACAUCAGUAUCCUCCAGGAUAAUGACUUUGGUGACUUUGGGAUGGAUGAUCGUGAGAUGAUGAGAGAAGGUAGUGCAUUUGAGGAUGACAUGCUAGUGAGCACUAGUGCUUCCAAUCUGCUUCUGGAACCUGAACAGAGCACCAGUCACCUCAAUGAGAAAUCUAAUCACCUGGAAUAUGAAGACCAAUACAAAGAUGAUAAUUUUGGAGAAGGAAAUGAUGGUGGAAUAUUGGAUGACAAACUUCUCAGUAAUAAUGAUGGGGGUAUUUUUGAUGACCCCCCUGCACUCUCAGAAAGUGGAGUUAUGAUGCCAGAGCAGCCUCCCCAUGAUGAUAUGGAUGAUGAUGAUAAUGUAUCAAUGGGAGGACCGGACAGCCCGGACUCGGUSGAUCCUGUGGAACCGUUACCAACCAUGACUGAUCAGACAACGCUUGUUCCUAAUGAAGAGGAAGCUUUUGCUCUGGAGCCUAUUGAYAUAACUGUCAAGGAAACCAAAGCAAAGAGGAAGAGAAAGCUGAUUGUGGACAGUGUGAAAGARCUGGACAGCAAGACUAUUCGAGCCCAAUUAAGUGACUACUCUGAUAUUGUUACUACUUUGGAUUUGGCACCUCCUACUAAGAAAUUGAUGAUGUGGAAAGAAACUGGUGGAGUUGAAAAGCUUUUCUCUCUGCCUGCACAGCCUUUGUGGAAUAACAGAGUACUGAAGCUCUUCACUCGCUGUCUUACACCUCUGGUACCAGAAGACCUGAGAAAGAGGAGGAAAGGUGGAGAAGCUGACAAUCUUGAUGAGUUCCUUAAAGACUUUGAAAACCCAGAGGUUCCUAGAGAGGAGCAGCAACAGCAACAGCAGCAACGAGAUGUCAUUGAUGAACCUAUUCUGGAAGAACCAAGCCGUUUACAAGAGUCGAUGAUGGAGGGCAGCAGAACCAACCUGGAUGAAUCUGUUAUGCCACCCCCGCCAGCUCAGACAGGUGUUAAACGCAAACUGCAGCAAGUAGAACCAGAGCCAGUGUUACCCCAUCCACCAUCACAACAGCUGGAAAUACCACCUGUAGAAAUGCCUCCAGAAGAGCCCCAAAACAUCUGCCAGYUAAUACCAGAACUAGAACUUCUGCCAGAAAAAGAGAAAGAGAAGGAAAAGGAGAAAGAGGAGGAAGAAGAAGAAGAAGAAGAAGACGGCACAGGGGGUGAUCAGGAUCAAGAAGAAAGGAGAUGGAACAAGAGGACUCAACAAAUGCUCCAUGGACUUCAGAGAGCUCUUGCUAAGACUGGAGCAGAAUCUAUCAGUUUGCUUGAGCUGUGCAGAAAUACGAAUAGAAAACAAGCAGCUGCAAAGUUCUACAGUUUCCUGGUACUGAAAAAGCAGCAAGCUAUAGAGCUGACRCAGGAGGAACCCUACAGUGACAUCAUUGCCACCCCUGGUCCCAGGUUUCACAUUAUCUGAAUGGUUACUUAGAGCAGAGCUAGUGCUCGUCUCACCAGUGCGUGUGUAUGUGUAUUGCCCCGUCCGUAGGGCCCACAAGACCAUUGCAGAAAAUUUAGAUUUUAUUGUCUGUAUAAAGUCCUUGGUUUUCUCUUGGGGUUAUUUUGGGGUUUGUAUUUUAACUUUACCACUCAAAUUUUUAGUGAAAUUGCUGGGGUGGGUGACUUGAGUUCCAGCUUCAGAAACCAGACAUCUCAAGUGCCCAGAUAAAGAUUGUUUUAACAGCUCGGAGCAGAUGUGUGCAAUAUUGGUGCAUGUGAUGUUGAGUAUCAAUGAAAAUGUCUUACAAUAAUUUGACUAGUUGAUUCARUAGAAAUAUUUUUAACCUAUACAAGUAAAUCUGAAUGGCCAACCWAUUGUCUGAUUAAAAACUUUGCCAAACUCAUUUGAAAUGUUCAGUCUGCUUCUCACAGUAGUUAGAUUUUUUCCCCUUCUCCAGAUCUUUGUGCAUACUGUGGGUCUCUUAAAGCUGCCAAUAUGAAAGGUAGUGCCUGAUACGUCAGCUUGCUGUGUCACUGCAUUUUUGCAGUCAGAUUUUUGUAGCCCUUGAUGCUAAGGGGAAAUGAGUGUCUGUGGAAAUCACUUCUUCUACGUGAUACGUGAAAGGACAGAACAUGUGAAGCAUUUUAGACGAAACAUUCCUUUUCAAUGAUCACCUUGUUAUGGUCCACUACUGAUAAUGGCUAAUUACUGUUAAUAAGUGACAAAUGAAAACUAGUCAUUUCAUUUAAACUUUUAAGAAAUCAUAAUGCUUUAGGUUUGUUAGAGCUGUAUAUAAACUCCAGACUUU